AUGAUUGAGGAACUAAAAGCUUUUUUUCAUGAGUUCUUAGAGAAAUCAUUUAAAGAACUUAAUAUUAGAAUAGAUAAUUUAGAAAAAUAAAUAGCUCAUAAUAAAAAGGAAUAAUAAAGCUUGAAUCAAAAAUCAGAUUCUAUUCAUGAAAAUUUCACAAAUUUAAAAUAUUAAUUCUAAUCUUUACUUGAAGAAUUGAAUUCCGCUUAAACUUAAGCAAAUCAAAUAAUUGAUAAAAUAUCUUCUCAAAAACAUUUUAAUACUCUUCUCUUUCAAAAUCCACUCAAUAACUUUAAUUGGGAAUCAAAUAUGAACUACCAAGAGAAAACAGAAGAUUUAAAUAAUAUUCAUUAGAAUUAUCCAUAAGGACAUAAAUAACAGCCAAUAAAUCCGAAAAAGGUUGUUUAAAAUGGAGAUAUUAUAGUUUAUAAAACAAUUACAGGAAAAAAGUAUCAUCAAGCAGGAUGUGAAUUUUUAGCUUGUUCAAAAAUACCUACAACAAUAAGGGAAGCAAUGAAAAUCGGGAUGGCUCAAUGUAAAAUAUGCUUAGGAUGAAUUAUGAGAAUG
Paramecium sonneborni is the source of this 567-nucleotide messenger RNA. NCBI's taxonomy places the organism in Eukaryota, Ciliophora, Oligohymenophorea, Peniculida, Parameciidae. The record is from the annotation of a GenBank genome assembly.